UAUAUAUAAAUCAAAAGUUGCAUUAAGAGAGCGCAUUUCUACUUAAUCACUGAUACCAAUAAUGAGAGCACUAGCAUUUUUAUGUAUAGUCCUCCUCAAAGGAAGUUGUCAUGCUGCACUCCUCUCAGGGGACAAUGAUGAAAAGAUUGUGAUACCAAGACAACUUUUCGACAAAUCACUAGUCAAAUAUAAGGCAAAACAUGACAUUGUUGAUAUUAUUGUGCCCUUGAAUGCUCUCAAUUUUGAUGAGUCGAUGAAACAUUCUGACAGCCAAUCAGAAUCUGACGAGAACGAUCUUACAGAUGUGACAGUUUUCAUAGUCGAAGCCGAUCUCAAGGAUGGUAAACGCGUUGACCAAGGACUGUAUUUAUAUAAGAAUGAUGAGGUGAAAAUGAUUCUACCAAAUGGGAGAGCAGCGGCUGCAUCAUUCGCCGACAAUAAAUUAGUCUACUUCGGUGCAAGCGAUGGUUUAUACCUAUAUAACGUGAGCUCUAAGGCCGCUGAUAAGUAUGGAGAAAUAUCCGAUAGUAUUAUUGACAUUGCUUCAAAUAAAGCUGGAAAACAUAUUUACAUUCUCAGCGAAGAUCACAAAUUAUAUAACGUGACGAAGGAUGGUGAAAAUAAAGAACUUCUAGACGAAGUGGAAGAUGCUAUGGAAUUUGUUUUGGACGAUUCUGAAAACAUUUACUUCUACAACUCUAACAAGGAGGUGUUCAUUAAAAACGCUGAUGGCGUUAAAAAAAUUCAAGGCCUUCCGAAAGUCGCGCAAUCCGUUAAGCUCAUAAACCCACCGUUUAUUAUGGAGGAAUCUGUGCCUUUGAUGUUAGAUAAUGCACUCUACAUCGUUUACGCUAAUGGAACUUCUGAUGCAGCCGGCUUGGAAUUCAGCCCCAAUGCAAAACCAACGGCCUACGGCGCUGAUGCCGUUUUUGUGCAGUACUACUCUUACAACAAGAAUCUGUACGAAUUUAAUUUGAUAGCGCUAAUAGCGGAGAAAAUAUUUGAAAAAUUUCACUUUCAGGCUGAGAAUAUCCGCAGUAAUGCCGAAAAAGGCAAAAAUUCACUAGGCUCUUAGAGAUCUUAAAACUAUUU
Molecule: messenger RNA, 1092 nt
Organism: Danaus plexippus (monarch butterfly)
Lineage: Eukaryota; Metazoa; Arthropoda; Insecta; Lepidoptera; Nymphalidae
Exons: 2
Coding region: 62-1075 (337 amino acids)
Source: RefSeq, a predicted model, not a curated record